UGUGUUGUUCUGUAUCUGUGUAAUCACCAGGUUCGGAGCAAAGUCCAGUUGCUGGGUCAAACCCAAGAAGUACAGUUUGUCACACCAAACGCCCUACAAAACAAUAACCCUGUGUGGACAGACAACGGGACACCGGCAAGAAUGGAUACCACAUCUUCAUUUAUCAAGUCAGUAACCAAGCGGGUGUGGUCCCCACCACAGAGACCUUUCAGAGUGUGCUGUAACAACAGGGAGACCAGGAAGGGCAUCACAGCUGGGACCCUGGAGGAGCUGAAAGAAAGGGUAUGCCAGGCACUGCUGCUGUCCCUGUCUACCAUGUCUCUGUGUCUGGUUUGUGAGGACGACGGUACAGAGGUAGACUCUGAUGAGUUCCUCAUGACGCUGCCUGACAACACCAAGCUCAUGGCCCUGGAGCCUGGACAGACAUGGAGACCACAGCCAGGUGCGGUCGUGCCCAAAUCUCAAGACCACAGCAAGCCUCGGACCGGGAGAGACAUAGCUCGUGUCACCUUUGACCUUUACAAGAUGAGCCCAAAGGACGUGUUUGGAUCCCUGAGUGUGAAGGCCACAUUUCAAGGCCUGUACUCUGUGAGCGCUGACUUCCAGUGUCUGGGGCCCAAGAAAAUCCUCAGAGAAGCCCUGCGUGUGGCCUCCACUCUCCUUCAGGCCGCUGGACACCUCCUCAUCACUUCUGCUUCAAUGAUCCGUCGCAUUAUUGAAGGUGCCGAGUUCUGGCAGCCACAGAGGGCAGAGUACACAGCCAGCUGGAACUGACGGAGCCAAGAGAGGCCUAUUUAUAUGUAACUUAACUAGGUCGGAUAUCAUUGUUGAUUUAAUAGGGAGUGGUAAGUUUGUCUGAGAUGUCCUGAAUUUAUUCCUAUCAUUAAACAUCUCAUUGGCCACUGUGCUGUUUAAUCAUCUGAUGUUUACCCACUGGGAAAAGAAACCACUUUUUUGACAUGAACAUCUGUCAAGGUAAUAUGUGUAAAUGUUAUCAGUAUUAGUUUUGUACAGUGUGAUUGUAUGACUGUGCACUAUAUUCUACCCUUUAAGAAUAUAGCACACAAAAACACAAAUCCAUAACAAUUAAGUGUUAGAAACUGUAUUUAGUAACAACAGAAGCUAAGUAAUGUAGCUGGAAGAGGGUAUCGUAGCUAUAUUUGUGCAAUAUAUUCAACAUAAUAUCCUGGAAUUGUACUAUAUUUUUGUUCCUUUAAUGUAGAUUAUGGUUUGGCAGGUGAACCUCUGUUUCUAUCUGCUCAGAGAUUAUUGAUGAUAAUAAACCACUCUAAAAUUGUUUCCUUUGAAAAAUGAAAUAUUCAUGUAUAUAGGAAAAAAAGUCAUCAUUCAUUUUGUAGUUUAUGAAUGUUUUGAUGUAACUACUCGAGAUGAGUCAUGUUUGAACAAGUAAUAAAAGUGCUUUACUUGAAUGACAAUAAACACCUGCAAUGUAAAACUGAA
Lates calcarifer (barramundi perch) is the source of this 1461-nucleotide messenger RNA. It is a transcript of the gene cideb, whose product is annotated as cell death inducing DFFA like effector b. The record is from RefSeq and is a predicted model, not a curated record. Gene Ontology annotation, biological process: apoptotic process; regulation of apoptotic process. Bases 142 to 774 code for a protein of 210 amino acids. The transcript has 5 exons. NCBI's taxonomy places the organism in Eukaryota, Metazoa, Chordata, Actinopteri, Centropomidae.